This is a messenger RNA of Cetraspora pellucida, 297 nucleotides long. The record is from the annotation of a GenBank genome assembly. NCBI's taxonomy places the organism in Eukaryota, Fungi, Glomeromycota, Glomeromycetes, Diversisporales, Gigasporaceae.
CAAAUGGGGAGAGCACAAAAUCCUGGGCCAUGUUGUGUUUGCCCUCCCAAUUUAUUGAUGAAUCAAGAAACAAUUCGUUAUCGGAAAGUUACUUCCCUUGCUAUGAAAAAGCUUGUGGAGAAUGGAUUUAAACUUGCUGAAAAAUGGAAAGAGGAAAAACAUAUGAAAAUCAGCACCACCAAACGAACUAAGCGAACUGUUUAUCAAUCCCAUAGUAUUGGCAAUCAUAACACAAGUUCUACAACUAUAACAUUAGACAAUCACAUGCUUGUUCCUAAGGGUGAAUAUAAGAAAUUA